CUAUAGGAGCUGGCAAGCGUUUACCCGAUGGAGGCGAAGUUGGCAGAAUUUCGGGCGAAAAAAGAAAAAGAGCAGAACUCUCUUCGGUCGCAAAUAUCAGUCUGGUUAUUUGGCAAUAGAAAUAAAGAAAACAAGUCAAAGCAAACGACAGAGACAUUCAUACCGACAGAAGGUCAGCAGGCACCAUGUAGGAAAAGACCAGUUGCAACCAAUGAAAUAUUGACAGCAACAAGCGUUCAAGAACACUUUGAUGAAUUAACUGAAAAAAAUUGGAGAGACUAUAUUCCUUUAGGGUUGAAGGUACUUUUGUGGCUGUGUCUGUGGAAGUUUUUUAUCGAAAUAGGUUUUGGGGCAGUUUACUUUGUGGUUUCAUGCUCAUAUUUGAUGUACACAAAUACUCAGACAGAACCUAGAAGAAGAGGACAACUAAGUGCAUACUCUGUGUUUAAUCCAAAUCAGGAGAGACUGGAUGGAACAUUUACAGCUGAACAGUUUGAAAAAGAGUUACGUAUGGGAGCAGGAUCUGUCAAAUAA
Molecule: messenger RNA, 534 nt
Organism: Ruditapes philippinarum (Manila clam)
Lineage: Eukaryota; Metazoa; Mollusca; Bivalvia; Venerida; Veneridae
Product: SAYSvFN domain-containing protein 1-like
Exons: 2
Coding region: 28-534 (168 amino acids)
Source: RefSeq, a predicted model, not a curated record